Messenger RNA from Megalopta genalis, 3288 nucleotides. The record is from RefSeq and is a predicted model, not a curated record. Lineage: Eukaryota; Metazoa; Arthropoda; Insecta; Hymenoptera; Halictidae.
UCUUAGAUUCUGACUGUACCGAUCGAAUUGUAUUCACACUCAUGAAUUUCUGAAUCACGAAUCUACUCUCAUAUGUAUGUACCUCGUUUGUGGUUUAACCUGGAUUGAUGAACAAUCUCAAAUCUAAGAACGGUUCAUUCACGAAAUGAUUUAAAAAAAUUUAGCACCAUUGGGAAUUAGACAUAUGAUAUGGUGUUUUUCAAUAAACUCGAGCACUUCCUUUGAUCUUUAAUUAUUUUGUUUCUCGUUGUUAUAUAGGCAUAAAAAUGAAGACAAGAUUUAAUUCCUACGACAUUGUUUGCACCUUAACCGAGCUGCAAAGGCUCAUUGGUAUGCGUGUAAAUCAAGUUUAUGACAUUGAUCACCGUACUUAUCUCAUCCGUCUUCAACGAAGUGAAGAGAAAUGUGUCCUUCUGUUAGAAUCUGGUAAUAGGAUCCAUACAACAGGUUUUGAAUGGCCAAAAAAUGUAGCUCCAUCAGGAUUUUCUAUGAAGAUGCGUAAACAUCUUAAAAAUAAACGACUUGAAAGUCUCACACAAAUAGGUGUAGAUAGAAUAAUAGAUUUACAAUUUGGUUCUGGUGAAGCCGCAUAUCAUAUUAUAUUAGAACUAUAUGAUAGAGGUAAUAUAGUCCUUACAGAUUAUGAGAUGACUAUUUUAAAUAUUUUAAGACCUCAUACAGAAGGAGACAAAGUCAGGUUUGCUGUUAAAGAAAAAUAUCCCCUGGAUCGUGCUCAUAAAGAUACUAUGCCUCCAAUGAUAGAAAUUCAACAGCACCUAGAAAAUGCUAAACCAGGAGAAAAUCUUAAAAAGGUUUUGAAUCCACUUCUGGAGUUUGGUUCUUCAUUAAUUGAUCACGUUUUAUUGAAGCAUGGUUUCUCUCUUGGUUGUAAAAUUGGCAAAGAUUUUAAUGUUAUAGAUCAUAUGCCAAAAUUAAUCUUAGCUUUAGAAUGUGCAAAUAACAUAAUGAUAUCGGCUCGGAAAAAUGUUUCUCAGGGUUAUAUUAUACAGAAGAAAGAAACGAAACCAACUACAGAUGGCACACAAGAUUUUAUAUAUACUAAUAUUGAAUUUCAUCCAAUUUUAUUUGAACAAUAUAAAGAUUCUUGUUAUAAAGAGUAUCCCUCUUUUGAUGUUGCGGUAGAUGAAUACUUUUCUGCAAUGGAAGGUCAAAAAUUAGAUUUGAAAGCUUUGCAGCAAGAACGCGAUGCUCUUAAGAAAUUAGAAAAUGUUAGAAAAGAUCACGAUCAGAGACUUAUCUCGUUAGAAAAGACUCAAGAGGUAGAUAAGCAAAAGGCAGAAUUGAUUUCUAGAAAUCAAACUUUAGUGGACAAUGCCAUAUUAGCUAUACAAAGUGCUCUUGCAAAUCAAAUGGCUUGGCCAGAUAUUAAAGUUCUAUUGAAAGAAGCAGAAAACAGAGGAGAUCCCGUUGCAUCUGCGAUAAAACAAUUAAAACUAGAGACAAAUCAUAUUUCAUUACUGUUACACGAUCCCUAUGAAGACAGUGACGAAGAAUCGGAAUUAAAACCUAUGUUAAUUGAUAUUGAUUUAGCUCAUAGUGCUUUCGCAAAUGCCAGAAAGUAUUAUAAUCAGAAGAGAUCCGCGGCUAAGAAACAACAAAAAACAAUAGAAUCACAGGAUAAGGCUUUGAAAUCUGCAGAAAAAAAGACAAAGCAAACAUUAAAAGAGGUUCAAGCCAUUCACAGUAUCAAUAAAUUGAGAAAAGUAUAUUGGUUCGAAAAAUUUUAUUGGUUCAUUAGCUCUGAAAAUUAUUUAGUAAUUGGUGGAAGAGAUCAACAGCAGAAUGAACUAAUAGUAAAAAGAUAUCUUAAAUCUGGAGAUAUAUAUGUUCAUGCUGAUUUAACUGGUGCCAGUUCAGUAGUUAUUAAAAAUCCUGGUGGGAAUCCUGUGCCUCCCAAAACUUUGGCUGAAGCAGGUACAAUGGCUGUGGCUUACAGUAUUGCAUGGGAGGCUAAAGUAGUGGCUGGAGCUUGGUGGGUAAACAAUGACCAGGUUUCAAAAACUGCCCCGACUGGUGAAUAUCUUACAACUGGAUCAUUUAUGAUUCGUGGGAAAAAGAAUUACUUGCCACCGUGUCAGUUAAUCAUGGGAUUAGGAUUUCUAUUUCGUUUGGAAGAAAGUUCAAUGGAAAGGCAUAAGGAUGAAAGAAGGGUCAGGAUUAUAGAUGAUGAAAGUGAUCAUGCAGAAUCUACAAUCGAAGAAGAUAAAGAGAUAGAGUUAAUAGGGGAUUCUGACGAAGAAGAGCAAGCUGAGGAAAAGAAUGAUUUAAAUCCUAUUCAGGAAGAAUCCAAGGAGGAUUUAGAGGCAGAAAAAACUAAUAUCAAUCAGAAUGCUAGCGAUGAAGAUGAAAACACGUCACAGUUUCCAGAUACACAAAUUAAAAUUGAUAUAUCCGGUUCUAAAAUGAGGUUGCAUAUUGACAAAAACGAAACAAGAACAUCAGAGAACAGUGAUGAAAACGUAAUUUAUUUAGGGGAUAAUAAACCAAUACUAAUAAAUACUGUUAAUAAGAAAAAAAGUUCUGACAAAGAUAAACAAAGACAACUUCCACAACAUGAAAAUAAAAAGCCUGAAAUGGAAACUGAAAAGAAUGAUCAGGUAACACUAAAAAGGGGUCAGAAAGGAAGACUGAAAAAAAUGAAAGAAAAAUAUAAAGACCAAGAUGAGGAAGACAGAAGAUUAUCUAUGCAAGUCCUUCAAUCAGCAGGUGUAGCAAAAGAAGACAAAAGAAGAAGUAAAAAUAAAGACCCUUCUGGACCAAAACAGCAGGGAAAGAAAAAAGGUAUGGCAAGACCACCUCCACCGCAGAAUCUUCAAAUUAUGGACAAUGACGAAGAAGACACAGGUCCAGGACCGGAAGUUGAUAUGUUGGAUCAGCUAACAGGAAAACCUGUCUUUGAAGACGAGUUGCUGUUUGCUGUACCAGUUGUGGCACCUUAUAAUACUUUAUUGAAUUACAAAUUCAAAGUAAAAUUAACACCAGGCACAGGGAAGAGAGGAAAAGCUGCAAAAACUGCAGUGACUGUAUUUUCGAAAGAUAGAGAAAUUACAUCGCGAGAAAAAGAUUUACUGAAAGCCGUUAAGGAAGAAACAAUAGCUAGAAAUAUUCCUGGAAAAGUUAAAAUAAGUGCUCCUCAAAUACAGAAAUUAAAGAAGUAAAUCUCUUCAGAAUAUUUAGCAAUAUACUGUAUACAAAAUGUAUAUAAGAAGACUUCGAAACAAAUUAUGUUACCAAUAAAUUAUUAUUUAUGUCGUUAAAAAGAAGGCA